Corticium candelabrum is the source of this 960-nucleotide messenger RNA. Its product is annotated as derlin-1-like. Lineage: Eukaryota; Metazoa; Porifera; Homoscleromorpha; Homosclerophorida; Plakinidae. The record is from RefSeq and is a predicted model, not a curated record. Gene Ontology annotation, biological process: endoplasmic reticulum unfolded protein response. The transcript has 6 exons. Gene Ontology annotation, cellular component: Hrd1p ubiquitin ligase ERAD-L complex; endoplasmic reticulum membrane. The coding region runs from base 28 to 783 and encodes 251 amino acids. Gene Ontology annotation, molecular function: misfolded protein binding; ubiquitin-specific protease binding.
CAAUCUACUACCAUUGACACGUCAGAUAUGGCUGAGUCCGGCAUCUCCGAUUGGUUCAACAGCAUUCCUCUAGUGACUCGUGCCUGGUUUGGCCUUUCUAUUAUUUUUCCACUCGUAGGAAACUUCGGUUUUAUCAACCCACAACACCUCCUUCUCUGGUACGACGCCGUCGUCUACCGUUUUCAGAUAUGGAGACUGGCUACGUGUGUGUUUUUUCAUCCUCUCGGCCCAGGAGCGGGUUUUCGCUAUCUAAUAACUUUGUAUUUCUUGUACAGCUACUCCAGUCGUCUAGAGUCAGGUAUCUUCGAUGGUCGACCAGCAGAUUACCUUUUUAUGCUGCUUAUGCACUGGAUAGUUGUUCUUGUCAUAGCUCUAUUCAUGGGACUUCCAUUAAUAAUGCAUUGCGUCGUGAUGGCUGUUAUUUAUGUCUGGUGUCAGCUCCAUAAGGAUACCAUGAUAGUCUUCUGGUUUGGUGCAACAUUCAAAGCUAUGUAUUUCCCGUGGGUGCUGGCUGCAUUCAACAUGAUCAUCAUGGGCAGUGGCUUGGUUGAACUAAUCGGUAUCUUUACCGGUCACGUCUACUUCUUCCUCAUGUUCAAGUAUCCUCAAGAUUUCGGAGGUCAAACGUUCCUCUCGACUCCACAAAUUUUUUACAAGUGGCUCCCGAACCGACGAACGAUGGGCGGUUUUGGUCAAGUGCCAGCCAGUAGGAGACAGCAAGACGAUGGCAAUAACGGAAGGCACACGUGGGGUCAAGGACAGACUCUGGGACGAAACCAAUGAAUAUAAACUGUAGCGUUUGGGAUAAGCAAUGAGAAAUUGUUGAAUAUGAGAUUUAUCCGUUGUGUGUGUCAGGGUAUGUCCAUAAUUAAGUUUAAACGGAUAAAUACAUGUAUGUAUACCAACAGAACAACAGCUAUAGGUCACCGCUGUUACCUGUAAAUUCAUUCAAUAGACUCG